UUGAAAGAUAUCUACCAACGAUUAGAACAUAAGUGUAUUUUUGUGUUAUUUCAUUAAAACAAUACAAUGUGUGAAUCGCGGACUUUGAGUUUCUAUACCGUUGUGGUUCGGUGGUUCAUUUUCGCGCUCCUCGGCUUGGAGUGGCAGGUCAACUGUCAAGUAUUACAGCAGACUGCAGAAGUUGACAGUUCCUAUAAUUUCUAUUACGAACAACCCUGUUGCAGUGGAUCUGUGUCCAAAAGCAAAUACCACGUCAGACAUAAACGAGAUCAUGUUCGAGAAUUUACGUGCGGACCUCUUUACUACAGAACCUUCUUUAUGGAUUCGAAGCGAGAUGCACUCUAUGUCGGCGCUAUGGACCGAUUGUUUCGUCUGAACAUGAACAACAUUAGUUCAUCACAUUGUGAUAGGGAUUCUAUUAAUUUGGAGCCCAGCAAUGUCGCUCAAUGUGUGUCAAAAGGAAAAUCAGAGCACUUCGAUUGCCGUAACCACGUGCGCGUGAUCCAGCCCAUGGGUGACGGCUCGCGGCUCUACGUGUGCGGCACCAACGCCCAUAGCCCUAAAGAUUGGGUGUUAUACUCGAACUUGACACACCUGCCGCGGCACGAGUACGUGCCGGGUAUCGGCAUGGGCAUUGCCAAGUGUCCCUACGACCCGGCGGACAACUCGACCGCGCUGUGGGUGGAGAGGGGUAACCCUGGCUCCUUGCCGGCGCUUUACUCCGGCACCAACGCUGAGUUCACUAAAGCGGACACAGUCAUCUUCAGAACUGAUCUCCACAAUUUGACAACUGGACGACGAGAGUUCUCCUAUAAGCGAACUCUGAAAUAUGACUCCAAAUGGUUGGAUAAACCGAACUUCGUUGGUUCAUUCGACGUUGGCGAGUACGUGUUAUUCUUCUUCCGUGAGACUGCAGUGGAGUACAUCAACUGCGGUAAAGCGGUAUAUUCUCGGGUCGCCCGCGUCUGCAAGCGUGAUACCGGUGGCAAGAACAUACUCAACCAGAACUGGGCGACUUACCUGAAGGCGAGGUUGAACUGCAGCAUACCGGGAGAGUUCCCUUUCUAUUUCAAUGAGAUACAGAGUAUCUACAAAGUUCCCGGAGACGAUAGCCGCUUCUAUGGAGUAUUUACAACUGCAUCGACUGGCUUGAUGGGCUCUGCGAUAUGUACAUUCACUAUCGGUGAUAUCCAGAAAGCUUUCGAGGGGAAGUUCAAAGAACAGGCCACAUCCAGCUCGGCGUGGUUGCCUGUCAUCAGCAGCAGGGUGCCGGAACCCAGACCCGGAACUUGUGUUAAUGAUACAUCAUCAUUACCCGACACAGUACUUAAUUUUAUCAGAUCACAUCCACUAAUGGACAGCGCGGUAUCACAUGAGAAUGAGAAGCCGAUCUAUUAUAAGCGGGACCUGUUCUUCACAAGACUAGUGGUUGACAAAGUGAGAGUCGACAUGCUUGGACACCAGCUCGAAUACACUGUGUAUUAUGCUGGCACCAACGAGGGCAAGAUUCAUAAGAUCGUGCAAUGGACUCGCAAUGGAGAUAACCAGUCGGCGUUAUUGGACAUCUUUGACGUCACUCCCGGCGAACCGAUUCAGGCUAUGGCGUUAUCCCGCGCGCACGGCUCUUUGUACGCAGCGUCUGACCGACGAGUGUUGCAACUACGCUUGGCACUAUGCGCGCGUCGCUAUGACGCGUGCGUGCGCUGCGCCCGCGACCCAUAUUGCGGUUGGGACAGAGAUGCCUCCGUUUGCCGCGAAUAUGUACCGGGAUUAAUUCAAGAUGUUGCCAACGAGACGGCGGACAUUUGCGACUCAUCGAUAUCCCGUAAGAGCGUAUCUGCGACGUGGGGCCAGAGCUUGCACCUCGGCAGCUUCGUCAAGAUGCCGGAGGUGCUGCAGCCCCGCGCCAUCACUUGGUACCACUACUCCAAGGACAAGGGACGACAUCCUAUUACAUUUAACAAACCAGAGAAAUACAUAGAGACGUCAGAGCACGGCUUGCUUAUCAUAUCUGUGAAUGAGGGAGAUGCAGGCAGAUACGAUUGUUGGCUCGGUGGAUCUCUCCUCUGUUCUUACAACAUCACAGUCGACACUCAUCGAUGUUCACCUCCAGAAAAGAGCAACGAAUAUCAAAAGAUUUAUUCGAACUGGUGUCAUGAAUUCGAAAAAUACAAAACCGCUAUGAAGACUUGGGAAAGAAAACAAGAGCAAUGCGCUCGUCAAAAUGACUCGAAUCAGAAUACGCAUCCAAACGAAAUAGUGUGAUAGCUCCUGAACAUCGCCUAUCUCAUGUUCCAGUCGGUUAAUUACUAUGCGGGGGCGAUCCCAGUUCCCUAUCUGUCGGCCGGCCUCAAACACUUCAAUAUAUUCUCGUGAGAACAUCCGUCAACAAUCCGCUCCAAUAUAAAGUGAUUUAGCGACUCCAUAGAUUUUACUCGAACUCAACAGUGCUAAAACUCUCCAUAGAUUUUACAUUCUGUGACUUUAUAAACUAACCAAAUGUGCAUCGACUUCAUGAGAAGGUGAUUUGACGAAAAUUUAAUGGACAAUUGAAAUUGUAAUUGACGAGCGUGCGUUGACACGGAUUAUAGUGGUCAGUUUAAACUUCGUUCUUUGGAUAAGGUAUAGAUUUUUUAGGUAACUGGUGAAUUACUGACGUAGUAAGUGUAUUUAUUCAUUCUGAGUGCUUUAUUUACAACAAAGAAAUAGAGACAUGUUUGAAAUUUUACAAUCCAGAUCAUCAAAGUUCCGUUAGUUUUAUACGACGAAUAAUUGUAAACUUACUAGAUUUCUGUUUUAACAAAACCUUUAGUGAUUA
Molecule: messenger RNA, 2818 nt
Organism: Papilio machaon (common yellow swallowtail)
Lineage: Eukaryota; Metazoa; Arthropoda; Insecta; Lepidoptera; Papilionidae
Gene: Sema2a
Product: semaphorin-2A
Exons: 15
Coding region: 67-2265 (732 amino acids)
Biological process (GO): semaphorin-plexin signaling pathway; negative chemotaxis; neural crest cell migration
Molecular function (GO): semaphorin receptor binding; chemorepellent activity
Source: RefSeq, a predicted model, not a curated record